AUGUUGGAUGAAAAUAACCAUCUUAUUCAGUGUAUAAUGGACUAUCAGAACAAAGGAAAGACAUCCGAAUGCUCUCAGUACCAACAGAUGCUGCAUACGAACUUGGUUUACUUGGCCACUAUAGCUGACUCCAACCAGAACAUGCAGUCGCUAUUACCAGCACCUCCCUCGCAGAACCUGCCCAUGGGCCCGGGCGCGCUGGGCCAGAGCGGCGCCGCGGCGGCCCCGCGCACCCACAGCCUGCCCUCGGACGGCCUGGUGGCCGGCGGCCCUCCCGCGCCCCACAUGCAGGGCCAGAUGAACGGCCAGAUGCCCGGCCCGAACCACAUGCCUAUGCAAGGACCUGGACCCAACCAGCUCAAUAUGACGAGCAGCUCCAUGAACAUGCCUGCCAGCAGCCACGGCUCCAUGGGCGGCUACAGCCACUCGGUGCCCUCCUCGCAGAGCGUGCCCGUGCAGAAUCAGAUGACCAUGAGCCAGGGGCAGCCCAUGGGCAACUAUGGUCCCAGACCAAACAUGAACAUGCAGCCAAACCAAGGUCCAAUGAUGCACCAGCAGCCUCCCUCCCAGCAAUAUAACAUGCCACAAGCAGGUGGCCAGCACUACCAGGGACAGCAGCCACCUAUGGGAAUGAUGGGCCAAGUUAACCAAGGAAACCACAUGAUGGGUCAGAGACAGAUCCCUCCAUAUAGGCCACCCCAGCAAGGCCCACCACAGCAGUACUCAGGCCAGGAAGACUAUUAUGGGGACCAAUACAGUCAUGGUGGACAAGGUCCUCCAGAAGGCAUGAACCAGCAAUAUUACCCUGAUGGUCAUAAUGAUUACGGUUAUCAGCAACCGUCGUAUCCUGAACAAGGCUACGAUAGGCCUUAUGAGGAUUCCUCACAACAUUACUACGAAGGAGGAAACUCCCAGUAUGGUCAGCAGCAAGAUGCAUAUCAAGGACCACCGCAACAGCAGGGCUAUCCACCACAACAGCAGCAAUACCCAGGCCAACAAGGCUACCCAGGACAGCAGCAGGGUUAUGGCCCUUCCCAGAGUGGCCCGGGACCCCAGUAUCCCAAUUACCCACAAGGACAGGGCCAGCAGUAUGGGGGAUACAGGCCCACGCAGCCUGGGCCCCCACAGCCACCACAGCAGAGGCCUUACGGAUAUGACCAGGGUCAGUACGGAAAUUAUCAACAGUGAAAAAGUAUUCACAUUCCGGUAGGCAUCACCUUUUAGCAGCCAUAUUGUUUCCUCAGCACUGUGGACAUCUUCCUGAGAUGAGAACUUCCCAAUCCAUCUAGUUUUUGGAAAAAUCGUGUGGAUAAAUGGCUGUCUCAUGGUAUGCAGUCUUCAUGGGUUAAUUGCAAAAGACUGUAGUUCCUCAGAAACUGAUUUCCCAUCUCUACUCUAGAUGGCAAUAUUGGACAGAAAAUAUGUGACAUAACAAUUUGCAGUGAGCUGAGAACUGUGUCUCAAAUAGACUGUUACAGACGGAAAGGUGCGAACAGCUUUGUAUGUUUAUGAAGGUUAUGGGGAAUUUAAUAUUUUUUCCACAGAUUUUUUUUGUAGGGGGAAAGGGGAAAUGCACACUUUUUACAACAGCAAUAUUUUGUAUAUUAUGUUUUUCAUGUGGUGAAUAUGCAAGACAGUACACUACUCGCUGGGCAGGAUAGGAAAUCUGCUGUUAAAAUGGGUAGGGGCAUGAGGAAAGCUUGAUUGUGCAAGUCCUCGAAAUGGUGUACAGUAAAGAUAACAGUGGAGAAAAAGACAAAGAGCAUCAUACAUCACUGAUAGGUCCAUGUACAAAGAAAAAGAGUCCCAGUUAUCUAAAUGGGAGCAUAAUUAAGGACAGUAUAAUAUAGUCUUGUGCAAAGAUUAAUUUUUUAAGCGUUACAUUUUUUCUGAGUGAAGCAUUUUUGUAAAAAAAAAAAAUAAAAAAUAAAAUGUUUCUAAUAUAGUUUGACAUUUUCCUGCAACAUUUUUGGGGUAACAAGAUAUUUGGGUUGUAUCUCUUGCCUAUGUUUUGUCACAGCUUCACAGCAAGCAAGUUGUAAUUGCCUCCUAAUAAUUGCAAUAACACAGAAAAUGACAGGGGUGAGUUUUACUUGGCUUAAAUGUGCAAAGAACUCCGAAAAGAUUAUCGAGAACAAGACUCUGUUAUGUAAGUGUAUUUUAACCUUUAGCUGAAUAAUUUGUAUGUAUCAAAAUAGCCUAGAAGAUUUUGUAAAACCUAUCUAAGCUMUCCUAACUGGGAGUUAAUAUCUUUAGAGAGGGGGCAUUUUGUGUGUGGUGUCCAUUUCUMCUACUGGUUAGUAUGAGACCAAGGGAUGUUUUUGAACAUCACACCUAAGACCUGUUGGWGAGAUAAAUGCCAAAUUUUAUUUUGAACUGCAUUAUUGCUUAUAGUGUUGCAUGUGAGAUAGACGCAGCACCUUGAUCAGUAGCAUAGUAAACAAAAAUUGGGUUUGAGACUGUCCUGCAACUGCAUAUUAGAUAAAUGAAGGGAUAUUCUGUUGUGCAGGGAUAGAUGCAUACAAGAAUUCCUGGCAAUUUUUAUAAAGGAUGCAACUUAAAAUUAGCCCA
Nothoprocta perdicaria is the source of this 2571-nucleotide messenger RNA. It is a transcript of the gene SS18, whose product is annotated as SS18, nBAF chromatin remodeling complex subunit. Gene Ontology annotation, biological process: positive regulation of transcription by RNA polymerase II. The record is from RefSeq and is a predicted model, not a curated record. Gene Ontology annotation, molecular function: transcription coactivator activity. The transcript is spliced from 10 exons. The coding region runs from base 1 to 1188 and encodes 395 amino acids. Gene Ontology annotation, cellular component: nucleus. NCBI's taxonomy places the organism in Eukaryota, Metazoa, Chordata, Aves, Tinamiformes, Tinamidae.